Molecule: messenger RNA, 6510 nt
Organism: Tympanuchus pallidicinctus (lesser prairie-chicken)
Lineage: Eukaryota; Metazoa; Chordata; Aves; Galliformes; Phasianidae
Gene: TUT4
Product: terminal uridylyl transferase 4
Exons: 30
Coding region: 15-4925 (1636 amino acids)
Molecular function (GO): zinc ion binding; RNA uridylyltransferase activity; nucleic acid binding
Source: RefSeq, a predicted model, not a curated record
AGGUCUUCACUAUAAUGGAAGAGGCCAGGAGCUCAAAGAAUGGAAAUCAUGACCCAAGGAAGUCUGUCCGUCUCGUCAGCGAGGAAGGCAAAGCAGUUAAAGUUACAAAUAAUCAAAAUUAUAAGCAUAACAGAAAUGACAAAUCUGUGAAAGAUAUUGGGAGAAGUUCUCCAAGUGGGAAUAGCAGCAAAAAAAGUAAACAAAAUGAUGUUUUUUCUGAAAAACAAGGAGAAAAUAAAUCGUGCAAAGUAAAUAGUUGUAUUCCUGGGACUAAAGACACUGGGUCAAAUGUUCAGGAGCGAAAUCAUGGAAAAGUAAAAAAAAAUUCUAAUUUAUCAGCAGCAGCAGAAAACCUGAAACAGACAAAAGGUCAACAAAUGGGAGAAAACUUUCUAGGCUCCCAUGUUUCAGGAAAUGGGGUCAGUAUGGAAACCUUAACAGCUACUCACAAAGGGAAACUGGUUUUGGAAAAUCCACUUGGAGUUCAUGCAUCGAAGACUAAUGUGGAUCAGACUGGUGAUCCUGGUAGGACUGCUUCAGAUCAAAGAAAACUGGAACAUAAGCCUGAUGACUUCAGUAAAAUAAAGAAUUCUGAACCAACUGAAGAACAUACCUUGGAAGCUGAUUAUUUAGAAAGCACAGUUAUUGAUGAGUCUAAUCUGACGGCUGAACAGCAGUUGGGAUUGAAACAAGCUGAAGAGCGGCUGGAAAGAGAUUAUAUCUCCCGACUUGAAAAACGCUCCCCAGAAUAUACCAACUGUCAGUAUCUAUGCAAGCUCUGCUUAGUUCACAUUGAAAAUAUCCAGGGAGCUCACAAGCAUAUUAAAGAAAAACGUCAUAAGAAAAAUAUAAUGGAAAAACAAGAGGAAAAUGAGCUGCGUGCCCUCCCACCCCCUUCUUCUGCACAGUUGGCUGCCCUGAGUUUUACACUCAUUGAGGCAGCAAAUGAACAAGGCAUAUCUGAUGAUGACUUCAGAAUUCGUCAAGAAAUUGUAAACGAGAUGGAGAAAAUUAUUCAACAGCCCUUACCAGACUGUUCACUGAGGAUGUAUGGCUCCUGCUUAACUCGAUUUGCUUUUAAAACCAGUGAUAUUAACAUUGAUAUAAAAUUCCCACCUAAGAUGAGUCAACCAGAUGUUCUGAUACAGGUGCUUGAAAUCCUGAAGAACAGUGCUGUCUACUCCGAUGUGGAAUCAGAUUUCCAUGCCAAAGUUCCUGUUGUCUUUUGCAAAGAUGUUAAAAGUGGUUUGACAUGUAAAGUUAGUGCCAGAAAUGACGUGGCUUGCCUUACAACUGAUCUGCUGGCUGCACUUGGUAAACUGGAGCCUGUCCUCAUUCCUUUGGUUUUGGCUUUCCGCUACUGGGCUAAACUCUGCCACAUUGACUGUCAGGCUGAAGGUGGAAUUCCCUCGUACUCCUUUGCCUUAAUGGUGAUAUUUUUUCUUCAGCAAAGAAAACCACCUAUUUUACCAUCCUUCUUGGGCAACUGGAUUGAAGGCUUCGAUUCAAAGAAGCCAGAUGACCACCAGCUGAAAGGUGUAGAAGAAGAUGAGUUUGUACGGUGGGAAUACAAACCGUCAACAAAUGGUUCAGCAAAAAACUCAGUUGGAACAGAAGGUAAAAGUAAAGUUGAACAGCAAAAAGGUGGUGGUAAGAAGGCAACAAGCUCAGAAGUGGACAACCAAAGUAAUGCGAAGGAGAAGCACGGCAAUUCUCUCUUAGCAUUCAAAACCCCUCACCAAGUUUCACUGGGGCAACUGUGGUUAGAACUGUUGAAAUUUUACACACUGGAAUUUGCUUUGGAGGAGUAUGUCAUCAGCAUACGGGUACAAGAACUCUUAACCAGAGAGAACAAGAACUGGCCUAAAAGGCGAAUAGCCAUUGAAGAUCCCUUUGCACUAAAGAGGAAUGUUGCACGAAGUCUAAAUAGCCAGAUGGUCUUUGAGUACAUCCUGGAGCGAUUUAGGACAGCGUAUAAAUAUUUUGCAUGUCCACAAAGUAAAGGUGGGAUUAAAUCCAAGCCAGAUACCAGAAAGAAAGAGAAAGGGAAAAUUAAUAACAAGAAAUCCACAAGAUCUGAAGAGUCCAUAACCAACUGUUGCCUUCCACAAGGGGAUAAAACUGUAGAUAAACAAAAUAUAGGAAGUGCAUGUACCAUACCAGAGAAUGAACUUGAAUGUAAUGAAAUGGAAGAAUCUGUAGCCAGAAGAUACACUUUGAAGAACAGAGACUCUUUGCUACUUUCGACAUUGGACUCUAGUUAUGAUGAAGACAAAGAAGAAGCAUUAUCCCUUAUUUCUAAUGAAUGCUGUGAAUUAAAGCAAAAAUCACUUAAAGAGAGAGAUGAUCUGGAUAUUUCAGAAGUUGGUCAGACUGAAGGUGAGCUGAGCCACCAUUGUAACUGCAGUGAACAUCAGUCCUAUGACACAAAUUCUAGUAAUGAAUUCUCUGAUGCUGAAAGUAGACAGAGUUUGGUAACGGAGUCUUCUCAGAACAAGUGCACUGGCACACCAGCUACCUCGCACAACUGCAGAGCAAUGGUGGAAGCUCACGAUCUCAAAGAUGAAGGCAGACUCUCUACAGAAGAAAUGCAUUAUGUGUUUGAUAAGUUUAUUUUGACUUCAGGAAAGCCUCCAACUAUAGUAUGCAGCAUCUGCAAACGGGAUGGACAUUCCAAAAAUGACUGCCCUGAGGAUUUUAAGAAAAUUGAUCUUAAACCACUACCACCAAUGACAGAUCGAUUUCGGGAAAUACUUGAUAUAGUGUGUAAGAGAUGUUUUGAUGAAUUAUCUCCUCCUUUAUCUGAGCAACAAAACAGAGAACAAAUUCUGGCAAGUUUGGAAAGAUUUAUUCGUAAAGAGUAUAAUGAUAAAGCUAGACUUUGCUUGUUUGGCUCUUCGAAGAAUGGAUUUGGAUUUCGGGACAGUGAUCUAGAUAUCUGCAUGACAUUGGAAGGCCAUGAAAAUGCAGAGAAAUUGAACUGUAAAGAAAUAAUAGAAGGUUUGGCAAAAGUUCUUAAGAAGCAUCCAGGUCUGAGAAACAUCUUGCCUAUAACAACAGCCAAAGUGCCUAUAGUAAAAUUUGAACACAGACGAAGUGGUUUAGAAGGAGAUAUCAGUUUAUACAAUACACUGGCCCAACAUAAUACAAGAAUGCUGGCUACGUAUGCAGCUAUUGAUCCUAGAGUGCAAUAUCUGGGUUAUACAAUGAAAGUUUUUGCAAAGCGCUGCGACAUUGGUGAUGCAUCCCGUGGUAGUCUGUCUUCAUAUGCCUAUAUUCUUAUGGUUUUGUACUUUCUACAACAGAGAAAUCCACCAGUUAUUCCAGUUCUUCAGGAGAUAUUUGACGGAAAACAGAUUCCACAGAGGAUGGUAGAUGGGUGGAAUGCCUUUUUCUUUGAUGACAUGGAAGAGCUGAAGAAGCGUCUGCCUUCUCUUGGAAAGAACACUGAAUCACUUGGAGAACUUUGGCUGGGGUUGCUGCGAUUUUACACUGAAGAAUUUGACUUCAAGGAAUAUGUGAUCAGCAUCCGACAGAAGAAGCUGUUAACUACAUUUGAGAAACAGUGGACAUCGAAAUGUAUUGCUAUUGAAGAUCCUUUUGACUUGAAUCAUAAUCUUGGUGCUGGAGUCUCUAGGAAAAUGACCAAUUUCAUAAUGAAGGCAUUUAUCAACGGGAGGAAAUUAUUUGGUACCCCAUUCUACCCAACUGUUGGAAGGGAAGCUGAAUACUUCUUUGACUCAAAAGUGCUGACAGAUGGAGAAUUGGCACCCAAUGACAGAUGUUGUCGUGUGUGUGGAAAAAUUGGUCACUACAUGAAAGACUGCCCGAAGAGGAGGAGGUUAAAGAAAAAAGAGAAUGAGAAAGAUGAUGAAAAAGAAGUGAAAGAAGAUGACAGAGAAACAAGAGAGAAGAGGUGUUUCAUCUGUGGAGAUGUGGGUCAUGUUAGAAGAGAUUGUCCUGAAUUCAAACAAGCCCGUCAGAGAAAUAAUAGUGUGCCAAGCAGCCAGUUGGUUCGAAGCAUGGUAAAUUCACAGCUAGUGGCUGUAAGCCAGCAGCAAGUGGAAGGACCCUUGCGCACUAGACAGUCGUCAGAAUGUUCUGAUUCGCAUCAGUCAUCUUAUUCUCCACAACCUCAACAAUUUACACAGAAUUCCUCUCAGCCAGCCUCCAUUAACCAGACUCAGCCACAACCAAUAUCCCAGUCUAAGCACGUUCCACAACCACAGCAGGGUGCACAGCCACCCCAUCAGGUCCAGCUGUCUUUGUUUAACUUUCCCCAAUCUCCCCCAGGUCAGUAUUCUACCUUGCAUAACCUGGGACUACUUCAGAUGCACCAUCACCACCAAAUUCAGCUUCCCAACACUUCGUGGCCUAUUCAUGGGCCUGUUAUUCACUCUGCACCGGGUAACCCUCCUCAUUCUACAAAUGUUCCAUUUUCUAUGAGAUCUGGCAGCAGCAGCACCACAAAUAACCAGAGCAGUGUAAGCUUGAACGAUCCCAGUAUCAUCUUCGCACAGCCUGCUGCCAGGCCCAUGGGAAUCCCCAGCACUUCUCAUGAGGGACACUGGCACAAUCCUGUGACUCCAAACUCACUGGUGAACAAUGGCACUGUGGGGAAUUCAGAUCAGGGUUUCCAAGGACAGUUUGGUAAAAUGAACCCUCCUUCUGUCCCUUGGGACCAUGGGACCCCUACCCAUUUUCCUCUCCUCCGAGGAGCGUGGCCUUACAAUAUGCCUCAGAACUACAUGCAGCAGGGAAAUGCCAGCUACCCACCGAACAAACCUUUCUACCCUCAAGCUGGUCCACUGAUGCAGAGUAACCAGCGGUUCUCGCUUCUGUCUCAAGGACACCCACACUUGAAUCUGAAUUACAUUCAACAGAAAAAGGUGUUGCCGAAUGCUAACUCCGUUAAGAGAUGCUAGAGCUGAGCUAACGUCUCAUUUUCUUCCCAGUCACAGGUAGGCCUUAAGUGAUCUGUCUUCAAAGUAGCGGUUUACUGUUCCUAAAUUUAGUAAAUAACAACAUGUUUCAGGCAAAAAGGGGUAUUUUACUCUACUGGAAUCUUUUGAUCCUGGCUAGUACUAGACUUAAGGAAGAUCCCUUAAAAAAGAACAAGCACUGGCUAGAUAUUGGAGAUUACUUAAUGAAAUUGGAAGCUAACUUAAACCCAUGCUAGAUUUUGGUGGUGCUGCUUCGUUUCCUGUACCGGAGGCUUAUUGACAGAGUUUAGGCUUGUAGUUCUUCAGUGUUUAUGACUUACGCAUAUUCACACUUUAGCAAUGGAACGCAGCAUGUUAGUCAGAACAAAGCUUUGAGAAUAAAGCCAGUUUCAAUUAGAAGUCCCAGUGAAAGAUUACAAAAGAAACAGGAAAGAGCCUUCAAAGACAAAACCCUAUUUUAUUGCUCUUCACUGUUUUUUUUACAGGCCUCAAGAAAAACAAUUUAUAAACUACCUUUAGAUUUUAUCAUAAGGACUAGAAAGUAAAAGCAACUUCAGCUUUAACUAAAAAAAAAAAAACAACAAAAACCCCCCCACAAAAACAACACGUGUACAAGAGGAAAAGGACUAAAAAUGACUGCUAAAGCAGCCAGUGCAUAUUCAGCUGUCCCAUAAAGCAAAUAGGACAGUAUUAGACUGAACUGUGUGCUGAAAUUAGUUCAUUAUUCAUUCCCUCGACGACUCUUCUUGUGACUUUUCUUAGAUCUGAAAGAGAGAACAGUUAUGUGUCACAGUUCUAGUAACUGUUUUAAACAAACAACGUGAAUUACAGCAAUAAGUGGUGUUUUACACAGCCACAUGUGGAUAGUGUAACUAGAAAACACUGAAUGAAGUACCAUAUCAAAUACUUCAUUUACUACAUAGUAAGAAGACCUUCAAUCCCCAAGAUUCAAUGACAAGCACAAGCUCUUACAACCAAACACCCAUCCUUAAGAAAUGUGCCAUAAAAUAAUACCUUUCAGGUGAUUUGGAAUGACUUCUGUGUCUGUGACUACGAUGAUGUCCUAUAAGACAGAAAAAAACCAAAGUUACUUCCAUAGACCCUGGAGGUCUUUUUUCUUUUGCUCUUGUAAUCUGCUUCUAAUUGUCCUAGCUAAUUAGGCAUUCAAAUUAACCUCCUGCCAAGUGUCUGAAAAGUGCACCCAGGCAAUUUUGUGAGUAUUGGAGCAGUUCUCAACACUUUCAUAUAAUUAACCACUUUAUAAACCAGAUUAAGCAUGUAAGCUACCUUUCGAUACUAUGACACUGAUUUUUCUUUCAGUAGAUGUCGUCUGGUUAAAAAAAAAAAGCCAGCUUAAUUUAAAAACUACAGAAAUACCUGGAGAUUUAGAUCUUGAUCUGUGGCGCCUCUCCCUGGAUCUGCUCCGGUGCCGUCGUGGGCUUUUGCUGCGAUGCCUCUCCCGGCGUGGUGAUGGACUGAGAGGAAAGAAGCUUUUAAGACAGCCGUGCUACAAACAUACGUUUUAACAUAAAGUAACAGAAUAAAAGACUACCUUCUUCUCUUUGGA